GUCACCGCUACAUUACUCUUAUAAUAAUAAUAAUAAUAAUAUAGUAAUGGUUUAUUAUUGCUAAAAGCAUACAGUUUGUGUAGGUAGUAUAUACAGUGUGUUGUGUUUCUGUGUGUCUACAUGUCGACCAGUGAGGUUGGCGGUAAGCUGGACUACUCGCCGGUGUCCUGGCGGGAGUAUUUUGACCAGCUCGAGGAUGUGAGCGUUGGGCCGGCCGACAGCAGGGACGUCUUCAGGAUUUAUAAAGCAGGAAACGAUGGACCGCUGCUGGUCCUGCUGCACGGGGGAGGACACUCGGCCCUGUCCUGGGCCGUUUUCACCACAGCCAUCGCAAGCAGAGUGACCUGCAGGGUACUAGCCAUGGACCUCAGGGGUCACGGUGACACCCUGGUCCGCCAAUCAGACGACUUCUCAACUCAAACCAUGUCCAGCGAUAUCGCCAAUGUGAUCGGAGCCUGCUACGGUCAGUCUCCUCCCCCUAUCGUCCUGAUUGGCCAUGGCGUUGGCGGGGCGAUCGCUGUGCAUACAAUCGGCAACAUGCUGCUACCGUCCAUCGUGGGCUUGGUCGCUAUAGACGUCGUGGAAGGCAGUGCAACCGAGGCCCUCCACAGCAUACAGAACUUCCUGAAGGGAAGACCCAAGUCCUUCAAGUCCAUAGACCACGCUAUAGAGUGGAGCGUCAAGAGCGGGCAAAUCAGGAACCUGGAGUCUGCCAGGGUCUCAAUGGUUGGUCAGAUUAAACGAUGCGAGGUGGAGGAGGCCGACACUCUGGAGCAGGCCGGCCCGAUGACCGACGUGGUCGUUGAGCGUAACGAAGAGUUCUACGAUCAGAGCUACGUCAACGACAAAGAAAACGCCGCCUCCGAGGUGAGCCUCAGCGAAGGACAGAGUGUGUACGUGUGGCGUGUAGACCUCUCCAAGUCAGAAAAGUACUGGGACGGCUGGUUUAGAGGAACCUCCAACCUCUUCCUGGCCUGCAACCUCCCCAAACUGCUGCUGUUGGCCGGAAUCCACCGGCUGGAUAGAGAUCUGACUAUCGGCCAAAUGCAAGGUAAAUUCAUGAUGCAGGUGCUGCCUCCCUGUGGACACGCAGUGCAAGAAGACAAACCAGACAGAGUGGCUGACGCUGUGGCCUCCUUCCUGUUGAGACACAAGUUCGCUGAAGCCAGAAGAGAAACCAGCAGCUCCAACUCGUUCACUGAAUGAAGUCUGCAGAACAAGUUAAGCCUCUUUUUUUGGGAGAAACUGUCUCAACAACUAAAGUUUUAUUCCAUCUAAAACGACUAAACGACUAAAAUGGUGCUCGCAUAUCUGUACUUGUUUUUCCUUCCUUCAUUUUAAAGU
Sebastes umbrosus (honeycomb rockfish) is the source of this 1344-nucleotide messenger RNA. RefSeq names its product protein phosphatase methylesterase 1-like. The transcript is spliced from 12 exons. Bases 121 to 1206 code for a protein of 361 amino acids. NCBI's taxonomy places the organism in Eukaryota, Metazoa, Chordata, Actinopteri, Perciformes, Sebastidae. Gene Ontology annotation, molecular function: protein methylesterase activity. Gene Ontology annotation, biological process: protein demethylation. The record is from RefSeq and is a predicted model, not a curated record.